This is a messenger RNA of Suncus etruscus (white-toothed pygmy shrew), 3706 nucleotides long. RefSeq names its product androgen receptor (gene AR). Gene Ontology annotation, molecular function: nuclear receptor activity; sequence-specific DNA binding; zinc ion binding. The record is from RefSeq and is a predicted model, not a curated record. Lineage: Eukaryota; Metazoa; Chordata; Mammalia; Eulipotyphla; Soricidae. Gene Ontology annotation, cellular component: nucleus. The transcript is spliced from 8 exons. Bases 968 to 3637 code for a protein of 889 amino acids. Gene Ontology annotation, biological process: regulation of DNA-templated transcription; androgen receptor signaling pathway; male gonad development.
CAACCACAGCGGGGCUCUGGCAACAGCCCACGCAUUUUGCAGCGCCGCGGCUCCGAAGCCACCGCCCAGAGCGUCCCUUUCCUCUUCGCUGAAGUUUUUUUUUAAUACAGCUUGCGAUUCCGAAGAAGCGAGGAAAGUGCCUGGUAGGACUGAAGGCUGCCUUUGUCCUUUUCCCUUCCAACCCACUCCCUCUCCCGGGUCUCCUCUCCGGGUGCUGUCGGCACUCUCCUUUCCACCGUACCCCCCUCCCCCAAGUCGGCCCAGCUCUGCCAGCCCGUUUGAGAAGUGGUAACUCCCUUUGGCUGCAGGCAGGCGAGCUUACUGCUUCUUGCAAAGAUUGCUCUGGGGAACUGGGCGACUGGGGAGCGUCUUUGGCACUGCUGCGGGACUUGGCUGGUUAGGCGGGACUAGGGAUUGGCCCCCAGGUUUCCCUUACUCCUUCUCCACCUCCCCCUGCAUGGCCCUCCCCAGUCAGUUUGUUGGGUCAGAGAUCAAACCAUGAAAAGGCAUUCGGGACUUCAGUAACCAAAAACAAAACAAAACAAAACAAAACCUAAAAGGAAGGAGGGGGGGACUAGAAAAAAAAGCACAUUGAAAACAAAACUAAUUGAUUUCUAUUUGCACCUGCUUCAGUGGACGCUGUAUUUGGAAAACCGGGGACUCGCUUUUUUGUUUUUCCUUGAAAAUUUGAGCAUCUUUUGCUUCUGACGCCGCCCCCCCCCCCCGAUAUUCAAGAACAGACUGUGCCUAGUAGACCAGAGCCCGUCCUGUAGGGAUUCUGCUCUGUAGGAGUCCUGCACUUUCAGAUCACUUUUGGGUGGCCAUUCCUGCAAGUUUCCUUCCCAGGAGCUUCCUGCAGGUGGGCUGCCAGGCUGUAGCGACUGCGCAUCAAAGCCUGUUGAACUCUUCUCAGCAAAAGAGGAGGCGGAGUAAAAGAAUUGAGUGUGAGAUUCAGUCAAGAUCAAAGAUGGAGGUGCAGUUGGGGCUGGGGAGAGUCUACCCCCGGCCACCAUCCAAGACUUAUAGAGGUGCUUUCCAGAAUCUGUUCCAGAGUGUGCGCGAAGUGAUCCAGAACCCUGUGCCCAGGCACCCCGAGGCCUCCAGUGCAGCACCUCCAGGCCUCCGUUUGCAGCUGCAGGAGGCAAACCCGCAGCAGCAGCACCAUCCGAAUGAGGAUAGUCCUCCCCAAAGCCAGAGGAGAGACUCUACUGGCUACUUGACCUUGAAUGAAGAACAGAAUCCUUCACUUCGAGCAACCACUGAGGACCACCAGGAGAGCAGCUGCAUAUCCGAGUCCAGAGCUGCCACUGCCUCAGGCAAGGGGCUGCAUCCACCACCAGCUCCUCCGGACGAGAAUGACUCAGCUGCCCCAUCCACGUUGUCCCUGCUGGGUCCCACUUUCCCGGGCUUAAGUAGCUGCUCGACCGAUCUCAAAGAUAUCCUGAGCGAGGCAGACACCAUGCAACUCUUGGAGCAGCAGCAGCAGCAACAGCAGCAACAGCAGCAACAACAAGAGGCGAUAUCAGAAGGUAGCAGCAGCGGGAGAGUGAGGGAGGCCGCUGGGGCUCCCACUUCCUCUAAGGACAGUUAUCUAGCGGGGACCUCCACCAUCUCCGACAGUGCUAAGGAGUUGUGUAAGGCAGUGUCGGUGUCCAUGGGCUUGGGUGUGGAGGCACUGGAACAUCUGAGUCCUGGUGAGCAGCUUCGGGGGGAUUGCAUGUACGCACAGCUCUUGGGUGGUCCACCCGCUUUGCGCCCUACUUCUUGCGCUCCACUCGUUGAAUGCAAAGGUUCUCUGUUGGAUGACGGUCGGGGGAAGAGCACCGAAGAGCCCAGUGAAUAUCCACCUUUCAAAGCAGGUUAUGCCAAAGGACUGGACGUGGAGAGUCUGGGCUGCACCGGCAGCAGCGAAGCUGCGGGCUCCGGAACCCUGGAACUACCUUCUACCCUGCAGCUUUACAAGUCUGGAACACUAGAGGAAGCAGCCUCCUAUCAGAGCCGUGACUACUACAACUUUCCAAUAGCUCUAACGGGGCCGCCACCCCCUCCUCAUCCUCACGCCCGCAUCAAGCUGGAGAACCCCCUGGACUAUGGCAGCGCCUGGGCUGCCGCAGCAGCACAGUGCCGCUAUGGGGACCUUGCAAGCCUGCAUGCUGGAGGUUCUGCAGGCUCAGGCACAGGCUCAGGCUCGCCGUCAGGAGCUGCCUCAUCUUCCUGGCACACUCUCUUCACCGCUGAAGAAGGCCAGCUAUAUGCACCCUGUGCUGGGAGCAGCAGCAGCAGCAGCACCGGGGAGAUAGGGGCUGUAGUCCCCUAUGGCUACACUCGUCCACCCCAGGUACUAACAGGCCAGGAGAAUGACUUUCCUCCACCUGAUAUGUGGUAUCCUGGAGGGGUGGUGAGCAGAGUGCCCUACCCGAGUCCCAGCUGUGUCAAAAGCGAAAUGGGCCCCUGGAUGGAGAGCUACCCUGGACCUUAUGGUGAUAUGCGUUUGGAAGCUGCCAGGGACCAUGUUCUGCCCAUCGAUUAUUACUUUCCACCCCAGAAAACCUGCUUGAUCUGUGGAGAUGAAGCUUCUGGAUGUCACUAUGGAGCUCUCACUUGUGGAAGUUGCAAAGUAUUCUUUAAAAGAGCUGCUGAAGGGAAACAGAAGUAUCUGUGUGCCAGCAGAAAUGAUUGCACCAUUGAUAAAUUCCGAAGAAAGAAUUGUCCAUCUUGUCGCCUCCGGAAGUGCUAUCAAGCAGGGAUGAGUCUAGGAAGUCGGAAGUUGAAGAAACUUGGUAAUAUAAAAGUACAGGAUGAAAGGGAGUCUUCCAGUGCCAACAGCCCCACUGAGGAAACUACCCAGAAGUUGACAGUCUCACACAUUGAAGGCUAUGAGUGUCAGCCCAUAUUUCUGAAUGUUCUGGAAGCCAUUGAGCCAGGCGUGGUGUGCGCUGGUCAUGACAACAAUCAGCCAGACUCUUUUUCAGCCUUGCUUUCUAGCCUUAAUGAACUAGGAGAGAGACAACUUGUUCACGUGGUCAAGUGGGCCAAGGCCUUGCCUGGCUUCCGCAAUUUGCAUGUGGACGACCAAAUGGCAGUCAUUCAGUACUCUUGGAUGGGAUUGAUGGUGUUUGCCAUGGGCUGGAGGUCCUUCACCAAUGUCAACUCCAGGAUGCUCUACUUCGCUCCUGACCUAGUUUUCAAUGAGUAUCGCAUGCACAAAUCUCGGAUGUAUAACCAGUGUGUCAGAAUGAGGACUCUUUCUCAAGAAUUUGGAUGGCUCCAAAUAACACCCCAAGAAUUUCUCUGCAUGAAAGCACUGCUGCUUUUCAGCAUUAUUCCAGUGGAUGGACUGAAAAAUCAAAAAUUCUUUGAUGAACUUCGAAUGAACUACAUCAAGGAACUUGAUCGUAUCAUUGCAUGUAAGAGAAAAAACCCCACAUCCUGCUCAAGGCGCUUCUACCAGUUAACCAAGCUCCUGGACUCUGUGCAGCCUAUUGCAAGAGAUCUUCAUCAGUUCACAUUUGAUUUGCUUAUCAAGUCCCACAUGGUGAGCGUAGACUUUCCAGAAAUGAUGGCAGAGAUCAUAUCUGUGCAAGUUCCCAAGAUUCUUUCUGGGAAAGUCAAACCAAUCUAUUUCCAUGCCCAGUGAAACUUUGACAUCCAUUAUUUCUUCAUUAUCACCCACUCUCCUUUUUCAAAUAACUUCUGCCUAUUAUAA